Messenger RNA from Limulus polyphemus (Atlantic horseshoe crab), 1235 nucleotides. RefSeq names its product serine/threonine-protein phosphatase 6 regulatory ankyrin repeat subunit C-like. NCBI's taxonomy places the organism in Eukaryota, Metazoa, Arthropoda, Merostomata, Xiphosura, Limulidae. Gene Ontology annotation, molecular function: protein binding. The transcript has 9 exons. The coding region runs from base 169 to 1101 and encodes 310 amino acids. The record is from RefSeq and is a predicted model, not a curated record.
UACUAUUACGAAGUCGUCUGCUUCUCUAUUUUUAGCAUCGCAAAUUCUCGAAUUGUAACGUUGCAAUUUUUUAACGAAUUAAUUAUCUGAAAAAAGAUACGUAAAAAAUAAUAAUGAUAGUAAUUCACCCAAAUAAUUUACAAAUAUAUAAUAACAAAUGAUUUAGAGAUGGAAAAAAGUAGUUUUAUUUUAUAUCUUCACUUGAAAAUAUAUGAUCACCUGAAAGCUCUGAAAGAGUCAAUGGAAAAUCUUCCAAAGUUAUCCGUAAAUUGGUUACACAUAGAGAAAUACACAUCCGCCAAUAACUACUUGCUUUUUGUAUUCAGUGUCUGCCUUUUUGUGAUUGUGCUGAUUACCCUGCUUUCACGAACUAUCCUUGUAUGUUUACAAGGAAAUUCUUUCAGCAAUGCUGAAGUGAGUACCAUUAAGAAGAGAAAGAAGGAAGAUAGACAGCCAAUUCAUCACAGUGUUUUUGACUUGGCAAAAACUGCUUAUUUGCCAGGACAUUCUGAACGUUGCAUGGAAGUAAUAAAGACAUGCAACUACGAUGUUGACUGGCCAGAAGAGAGGACAGGGUUGACUUUGUUUUUGUGUGCUUGUAUCAGUGGAAACAAAAGUCUUGUGAAUUUUAUGUUAGAAAGAGGGGCUGAGGUCAAGGUAACAACAAAAGAUUGCUUAGAUAGUGCUCUUUAUUUGGCAACUUAUGGAUACCUUAACUCCAAGAAUCCAGAACUAACACUGAUUUCAUCUCUUUUAGAAGCUGGCUGUGAUGUGAACCAACAGAAUAAAGCAGGUUUUACAGCCUUACACCAGUCAGCCUCUAAAGGCAACAUUCUGCUGACUGACUUCCUGUUGAAAAAUGGUGCAGAUCCCGGUAUUACUACAAAAUGUGGUGUACUGCCAGUGCAAUUAGCAGCUAGUAGAGAUCAUAGAGAAGUUGCCGAACUCCUAGCUAAGUACAUGGUAUCAUCAUCCCUACCCCAAAACGGAGAACCACACAGUCCUGUCCGCAGCCUGCUUGGUUUAAUGAGUCCACCCAAGAAAUAUUUGGCUGAGUCUAAAGUAGUUCGUAGUAAUUCUAAACAUAGAAAAUCGUUUUAAACUAUAAGUUAUAAAAUCACUCGUCAGCCUUGUUAAUCCUAACCUUUCAUUCAGUGAUGUUUUUGAGGCAUUCCAAAACCAAUUUUAUCAAUGUGUUGUUAGUUUUAUACUUAUUAAUUAUUUAAAAACACAAG